This is a messenger RNA of Cannabis sativa, 1359 nucleotides long. RefSeq lists its product as uncharacterized. The record is from RefSeq and is a predicted model, not a curated record. The transcript is spliced from 6 exons. Lineage: Eukaryota; Viridiplantae; Streptophyta; Magnoliopsida; Rosales; Cannabaceae. Bases 76 to 1113 code for a protein of 345 amino acids.
AUAUAAGUACAGAUAGAUAAUAAAUUCAAAUUUACAUUAAUAAGAUUCUUACAAAAAUCCUCAGUUUUCUUCGCCAUGUUGGCUAAUGCCAGCCUCAUCUCCUGCAACUUCUCCAAGUUCUCAUCUUUAACAUUCAAAAGCCGCCCAGAAACCAGGAACUUCCUUCAAACUCAAAACCUCAAGCCAAGAGUAUCAAUUCCCAAAACAAGCUUUGGAUCUUCGAUUUUCAGAAGCGUGGACUGUAAAACGUUUAUUCUCCCAUUUCAGCAAAAGGGUCAUUCUCAAAUUUGUCAGAGUACCUUAAAGGGUGAAAACAAAGAAGACCCGGGUUUGAAUGAGGGAGAUGGCUUGGAAAAUAAACCUGAAGGAAGUGGAAAUGUAGCUGAGGGAAGAGACUGGACGACCUCAAUUUUGCUCUUUGUGUUAUGGGGUGCAUUACUGUACUAUGUUUUCAAUCUGUCCCCCAACCAGACUCCGACAAGAGACAUGUAUUUCUUGAAAAAGCUCUUGAACUUGAAAGGGGACGAUGGGUUCAGAAUGAAUCAAGUGUUAGUGUCACUGUGGUACAUAAUGGGUUUAUGGCCCUUGGUUUACAGCAAGCUGCUGCUUCCGACAGGUAGAAGUUCUCAGAGCAAAAUUCCAGUUUGGCCUUUUACUGUACUUUCAUUUUUCGGUGGUGCAUAUGCUCUUCUUCCCUAUUUUGUACUUUGGAAACCACCACCUCCUCCUGUUGAAGAAACAGAACUCAGCAGAUGGCCCCUAAAUUUUCUAGAAUCAAAAAUAACAGCUGCGGUAACACUGGCUACAGGACUAGGUUUACUUGUUAGUGCAGGAUUAGCUACUGGUGAUGACUGGAGUGAAUUUUUCCAGUAUUUCAGGGAAAGCAGAUUUAUCCAUGUUACUUGCAUUGAUUUCACCCUACUAUCAACUUUUGCUCCAUUUUGGGUCUACAAUGAUAUGACUGCUCGGAAAUGGUUUGACAAAGGGUCUUGGCUUUUGUUUUUGUCGCUGGUUCCAUUCGUCGGUCCUGCUUUAUACAACGUCCUACGACCACCACUAUCAGCUUUGCCAGCAACGGUUAGCAGUACAACUUCCAAACCAGAGGACACUUGAAAUUAUUUCCUACUUGGUUCUUCAGAAAAUACACUCCAUUAACUGUUGGUGGAGGAAAGAGAUUAACACUACAAUAUAGGAAGAGUUCUAAAUGUUCAGUCAGUAAUACACAUUAUAUGAUAAAGUCUUAAAACUAGUUUUGGAUACUGCUGAAUGUACUUAUAGAGGAACAACAAACAAGUAUAUCACAUUGUAAGAUGUCGUAGUUUUCAAUGUAGUUACACCCAGUAUUCUUUUUCCAUUUUA